This is a messenger RNA of Heterostelium album PN500, 2643 nucleotides long. RefSeq names its product ATP-dependent Clp protease ATP-binding subunit. The record is from RefSeq and is a predicted model, not a curated record. The transcript has 2 exons. Gene Ontology annotation, cellular component: cytoplasm. Gene Ontology annotation, molecular function: ATP binding; ATP hydrolysis activity. Gene Ontology annotation, biological process: cellular response to heat; protein refolding. Lineage: Eukaryota; Evosea; Eumycetozoa; Acytosteliales; Acytosteliaceae. Bases 1 to 2643 code for a protein of 880 amino acids.
AUGUCAUUAAAUCCAGAAACAUUUACAGAGAAAACCAAUUCAAUUCUACUUGCUAGUCAGGAGUUGGCAAGAGAAAAAUGUAAUACUCAAUUGACACCAGCACAUUUGUUACAGGCAUUGUUGAGUGAUGAAGAUCAUUUGGCAACUACCAUCUUCGAAAAAGCAGGUGGAGAUAUUAACAAGAUUGAAAAUGGAACAAAGAGAUUAUUACAAACAUUACCAGUACAAAGACCACCACCUCAGGAUAUUUCACCAAAUAGUUCAAUGAUAAAUGUAUUGAGAACAGCUGCCAAGAAUCAAAAGAACAAUGGAGAUUCUCAUCUUGCUGUGGAUCAUUUGAUUCUCGGUUUGCUCGAAGAUCCAUCAGUGUUAUCGGUUCUCGGUGAUGGAGGUGCCAGAAAAGAUCAAGUUCAAGCAGCCGUCAAAGAGGUAAGAGGUAAUAAGAAGAUUACUUCUGCCACUGCAGAGUCGACCUACGAAGCGUUGUCAAAGUACGGUCACGAUCUGGUUGCCGAUGCCGCCACCGGAAAGUUGGAUCCAGUCAUCGGUAGAGACGACGAGAUUCGUCGUGUCAUUCGUGUGCUCUCGAGAAGAACCAAGAACAAUCCAGUGUUGAUCGGUGAGCCUGGUGUAGGAAAGACUGCCGUCGUAGAGGGUCUGGCUCAGCGUAUCGUUCACGGUGACAUUCCCGACAAUUUGAAUUGCAAAGUUAUAGCGCUGGAUAUGGGUGCGUUGAUUGCCGGUGCCAAGUAUCGUGGUGAGUUCGAGGAGCGUCUCAAGGCGGUGCUCAAAGACGUCAAGGAGUCGAAUGGUGGUAUCAUCUUGUUCAUCGAUGAAAUCCACUUGGUGCUCGGUGCCGGUAAGACUGACGGUGCUAUGGAUGCCGCCAAUCUCUUGAAGCCGAUGUUGGCGCGUGGUGAACUACGUUGUAUCGGUGCCACUACUCUCGAUGAAUACAGAAAGUAUGUCGAAAAGGAUCCAGCAUUCGAACGUCGUUUCCAACAGGUCAUGGUAAGCGAACCGUCGGUUAGCGACACCAUUUCCAUCCUCAGAGGUUUGAAGGAGCGUUACGAAGCUCAUCAUGGUGUGAGAAUCACUGACAACUCGUUGGUUGUCGCUGCACAAUUAUCUCACAGAUACAUCACCAACCGUUUCCUCCCGGAUAAAGCUAUUGACUUGCUCGACGAAGCCUGUGCCAACAUCAGAGUGCAAUUGAAUUCUCAGCCAGAAGCAAUCGACCAGCUCGAAAGAAGAAAGUUGCAGCUGGAGGUAGAGAAGACCGCCCUCGAGAAGGAGGAGGACGACCAAUCGAAACACCGUCUGGAAGACGUCAAAGAAGAGUUGGCCAAGAUCCAAGACGAGUUGACACCUCUGCAAGCCAUCUACCAGAAGGAAAGAUCAAGAGUCGACAAGAUCCGUGACCUCAGAAAGAAGUUGGAAGACGUCAAGGUCAAGCUGGCCGACGCCGAGAGACGUUACGAUCUCCAACUGGUAGCCGAUUUGAAAUACUAUGUAAUUCCAGACCUCGAGAAACAAAUAGAGAAUUGUAACAUCGAAAGAAAAGACGCCAAGAAAGAUUCACUCGUCAGUGAAACCGUUACUUCUGAGCAAAUCGCAGAGGUAGUCUCCAGAUGGACUGGUAUCCCCGUGACCAAGUUAUCACAAACCGAGAAACAACGUACUCUCUCACUUGGAAAGCAUCUUCACGAGCGUGUAGUUGGUCAAGAUGAAGCUGUCGAUGCCGUUGCCGAUGCCGUCUUGAGAUCGAGAGCCGGUCUCGCCAGAUUGAACCAACCACUGGGUUCGUUCCUCUUCCUCGGUCCAACUGGUGUUGGUAAGACUGAACUCGCCAAAGCGCUGGCAGUCGAGCUGUUCGAUGACGAAAAACAUAUGAUUCGUAUCGAUAUGUCAGAGUACAUGGAGCAACACGCAGUUGCACGUCUCAUCGGUGCUCCACCAGGUUACGUCGGUUACGAUCAAGGUGGUCAACUCACAGAAGCCGUUCGUAGAAAGCCAUACAGUGUUGUACUAUUUGAUGAAGUCGAGAAAGCACAUCCACAAGUGUGGAAUGUUCUCUUGCAGGUUCUCGACGACGGUCGUCUCACCGACGGCCAAGGUAGAACGAUCGACUUUAGCAAUGUGGUGAUCAUCUUGACAAGUAACCUCGGUUCACAAUAUCUGCUGGCAGAGUCGAAUGCAGAGAUCUUCAACACCGGUCUCUCGCAGCACGUCAAAGACCAGGUGAUCAACGAAGUCAGAAAGCACUUCCGUCCGGAGUUCUUGAAUCGUCUCGAUGACAUCGUCGUGUUCAGUCCACUUACCAAAGCCAAUUUGGAGAGUAUCAUCACCUUGCAACUCAGAUCGGUCACCAAGCGUCUCGAGUCACAAAAUAUCUCUGUCAACGUGUCAAAGCCUGCAAUGGAUUCCAUUCUCAAGAGCGCCUACGAUCCAUCUUAUGGUGCACGUCCACUCAAGAGAUACUUGGAGAAACACAUCGUCACAGAGCUUAGCAAACUUAUUCUUGCUGGUGAUCUAAAAGAGAAUUCACAUGUAGAUAUCGAUCAAAAGGAUAACAAGUUAUCUUUCGAUGUAUCUAAUGGUCCAUCAUCGACCAAAAAAGUUAAAAACCCACAAAUAAAAUAA